CACCAGGACCAGAGCGACCCAAAACCCCCCCCCCCCCUCCUCUACUCUGUCACUCCCCCUACCUCUUCAUGCUCUAAUUCUCUGCUUUAGGGUUUUUUAUUUCAAAAUCCAAAACAUGGAAAACCCUAGAUUAGCUCUACUUUCUUCUUCUUCCCCAAAAUUAGUUAUGGGAUACCCAACUUCCCUCAAAAACCUUACCACCCCUAAAUUCUCCAUAUCCACAACCAGGCCCUCUCUUCCUUUCUCUCUCAGAAUUUCCAAAACUGCCCCUCAUGGUUCAAUAUUUUCUAUUUCUGCCCUCGCCAACUCUCAUGGUCACCGUAGAACCUCCAAAAAUGGGAAAUUAGGGAGUGAAUAUUUUGCUAGCAUUUCUUCAUCUAGUGGAAAACAAACAGCUUCUGUAGGAGUUAAUCCUCAGCCAGUGUCGCCACCUUCUUCGCAAAUAGGAUCACCGCUGUUUUGGGUUGGAGUUGGUGUUGGGUUAUCAGCAAUUUUUUCAUGGGUGGCUACCAGGGUAAAGAAUUAUGCCAUGCAACAAGCUUUCAAAUCUUUGACAGAACAGAUGAAUACACAAAAUAACCAAUUCAAUCCUGCAUUUUCUGCAAGGCCACCUUUUCCAUUUUCUCCGCCACCACCAUCACAGCCUUCAACCUCACCUUCUCCAGCUACUUCUCAACCUGCAAUCACAGUAGACAUCCCUGCUACAAAAGUAGAAGCAGCUCCAACCACUGAUGUUGGAAAGGAAAAGGAGACUGAUUUUCUAGAGGAAAGGGAGAUAAAGGAGGAGACAAAGAAAUAUGCUUUUGUGGACAUUUCUCCUGAAGAAACCUCGCUGAAUACUCCUUUUUCAAGUGUUGAAGAUGACAAUGAUACAAGCUCAUCCAAGGAUGUUCAGUUUGCCAAGAAAGUCUUUCAAAAUGGAGCUGCCUUUAAGCAGGGCCCAGGUGCUGCCGAGGGUUCUCAAUCUACUCCAGGACCUUUCUUAUCCGUGGAAGCUUUGGAGAAAAUGAUGGAAGAUCCAACAAUGCAAAAGAUGGUUUAUCCGUACUUACCUGAGGAGAUGAGGAACCCUACCACCUUCAAAUGGAUGCUACAAAAUCCACAAUACCGUCAACAACUGGAAGACAUGCUAAAUAAUAUGGGUGGAAGUGGUAAAUGGGACAGCCAGAUGAUGGAUUCUUUGAAAGAUUUUGAUCUCAACAGUGCUGAGGUUAAGCAGCAGUUUGAUCAAAUUGGCCUUACACCUGAGGAAGUAAUUUCAAAAAUCAUGGCCAAUCCUGAUGUUGCCAUGGCAUUUCAAAAUCCAAGAGUUCAACAAGCCAUAAUGGAGUGUUCACAGAACCCACUUAACAUUACCAAAUAUCAGAAUGACAAGGAGGUUAUGGAUGUCUUCAACAAAAUAUCAGAGCUCUUCCCUGGGAUGACUGGCUGACCUUAAUCUUAUCAUUCUUGGAGAACCAUGGUUUCCCGGGACAGACUAAAUGGUGGGUUUUCCAUACGGGUAAUGGGGGCAAUUUCCUGCUAGAAUUUCUGCAGGUGGUAUUCUUGAAAGUGUUCAAAAUUUUUGUACAAUCACCUCUUCUUAGACUCUUUUUGCAGAUAGGCCACAGUUUCACUUUAAAAUUUGGAAAGGUCUUGGAAAUGUUGUAAAAUAAUCUACUACGGAAUACUAUUGCUACUUUUUGUUAAAA
Populus nigra (black poplar) is the source of this 1691-nucleotide messenger RNA. Its product is annotated as protein TIC 40, chloroplastic-like. Gene Ontology annotation, cellular component: chloroplast thylakoid membrane; chloroplast inner membrane. NCBI's taxonomy places the organism in Eukaryota, Viridiplantae, Streptophyta, Magnoliopsida, Malpighiales, Salicaceae. Gene Ontology annotation, biological process: chloroplast organization; protein import into chloroplast stroma. Bases 116 to 1432 code for a protein of 438 amino acids. The transcript is spliced from 14 exons. The record is from RefSeq and is a predicted model, not a curated record.